UUAAUGGUGGCACUACCCAGGGGCCAAGCAUAUUCAAACCACCACAGUAUGCUCUUAGCAUUGUCCUGGCCGUGGACAGCUGGGGUAGAAAUCAGGAGGCAUAGGACACAGCUGUUAGAAUCACAAGUGAGGGCCUAGUGGGUCUCCCCAGCCCCUAGCAUGAAGGAAUGUCAACAGAUCCCAUUCUGAGGGAGGCUUGUAGGUGAUCACAGCUGCUCAGAUUAAGAACGUAAUCGCUAUUGAGCUCAGAGGACAAUAGUCUACGCACUCCUCAACAGUAUAAUUAUGAAGACAUUACACUGUUUUUGCUGGAGACUGGAGUAAAAUCACGUAAUUUUCAAUACAAUCUUAAGUGAAAAAAAUCAGAACCCAAGAGUGUCUAUAUACUCUACCACCAUGGGGAACAUAGCUAUAAUUAGCCUGGGCCGUAACUGACAAACAGGUUGUUAAAUAUGCACCAGCUGAACUUGGAGAAGGAGGGUGUUGUCGAUUCACCAAGCUGCUCAGGCAAGAAGGCAAAGAAAGAAAAGACCACAUUGAUAACCAUGACUGCUAUAGAAGGCAUGGCUCUUCUCCACCAAGAGCAUCAGAUGGAUUUCAAAAUGGCCCAGGCAGCCAAGAGCAGAGCUGAAUGUGCCCAGAGCUUCAAAGGUGUAGGCCGUCUCCCUACUCCACACAGUAAGUAUCCAGAGCAGUAGCCCAAACCAGAACAAGGCCAGCAAUUUAAGGAGCAGUGGAGGCCUGGUCAUGGGGGAAAACUGGGCAGCUACCAGGUACUGCUGGCUUGAUAAAUAUUUCUUCCAGCGUGUUCACUACAGGUGUGUGGCUUCUGUGAAAGCUGUGUUUGUGGUCAGUGGGAGAAAGCAGGAACAAGAGAGCAGCCAUGUCCCAGUGACGCUGACCAUCUAGGAAACCUGCAGAAGGGCACUCACAAGUGCAUGUUUCCGAGCAUGUGAAAGGACCCAUGAAAUGGAUCUAGGCAGAAGCCUGCUCUCCAGAGGAGUAAGUCCAUGUCCUACCUUGAAGAAGCAGCCCACUCACUCAGCACAGGUCACCUCAGAUGUCUUCCGAUUCAAGCUCCCCCCAAUACCUUCCUUCAACUUCAGAUCCUUACUCAUGGCUGUCCCCCAUCUGGCUAUGUUUAUCUCUACAAUGGAGCCCUAAAAUGAAGGGAGGCCCCUUCAUUUUUUUAUAUAACAUAUUUUUAUGUACUAUAUUGUACAAUAACCAUUUUGAAGAUCAAAGAAUGGAACUUCACUCCAUUUUGAUUCUGACAAGCUUCACAGUUUUGCAAAUCAAAGAGUCUCCCAGCACCAGAAAACCACUGCUGCCCGUGCUGGGUGGCCUGCGCUUCAGGAUUCCCAGGGAGAUCACAGGAGUCAAGGAAAACAAGGAAGGGUGACACAACUCUGAACUUGUGAAGUCCCUCAGACUGGGGAAACUGGUGCUGGGCGGGGCUCCACUAACAACGGAGAGCUGAGAUGUCUUGAGACACACCCCCAAUAUGGGAGGAUGUCUGCCCUAACCACUCGAGAGAGGAAGCAAAAACAGGACAGAUUGCAACAGCCACUACACUUCCUUCAUAUCCUGCUCUUGGGACAUGGCGACCAGCAGAAAGAAGCUUGAUUGUGGAGAGGUGCCCUAGCGGAGGGAUGUCUGCCACAGUCCAGGCAACCACAGAGGGUAGGAGCUCAGUGCAUGCAUGCAUGGAUUUGCAUUUCUUCAGAAAAGAGUAGCUGAUGUGCGUCCUCAGCCUUUCUGCAGGAGGAUUUACUAGGGGCCAUCAUGGGCUCUGUGAAUUCCAGAGGUCACAAGGCAGAGGCCCAGGUGGUAAUGAUGGGCCUCGACUCUGCUGGCAAGACCACAAUUCUGUACAAACUGAAAGGAAACCAGCUGGUGGACACCCUACCCACUGUUGGUUUUAAUGUAGAGCCUCUUGAGGCUCCUGGACAUGUGUCACUGACUCUCUGGGACAUUGGGGGACAGACCCAGCUCAGAGCUACCUGGAAGGACUACCUGGAAGGCAUCGACCUCCUUGUGUACGUGCUGGACAGCACAGAUGAAGCCCGCUUGCCUGAGGCAGUGGCUGAGCUCAAGGAAGUCCUGGAAGACCCCAACAUGGCCGGCGUCCCCUUCUUGGUACUGGCCAACAAGCAGGAGGCUCCUGGUGCUCUGCCGUUGCUUGAAAUCAGAAACAGGCUGGGCCUGGAAGGGUUCCAAAAGCAUUGCUGGGAGCUGCGGGCUUGCAGCGCUCUCACAGGACAGGGGCUGCAGGAAGCCCUGCAGAGCCUGCUGCAUUUGCUGAAGUCCCGCUGAAAUGCAGUAACCUCUGACUCCAGGCUGGAGCAGGACAGGGAGCAGGGUCAGGCGGACCCCGUGAGCGGGCAGAACAGCUUAUCCUGGCUAUGAACAGACGGGGCCAGUUGAACCUUGAGAAAAGGAAGCUCAGUUUACCACACGAGAAACCACAAUUCUCUUGGACAGUAUAUUUUCUUCUCAGGACUUAUUCUCAGUGGCAGUUAUGCUGAAAAUCAACUGUUCUUCAAGUAACAAUAGUCAGAGGGAAUAUAAAAAUUCUCACAAUACCCCGGGUAACAGCCCACUACAAAGUGCCAAUGUAACAAAGUUGGUGACAUAGUAAUUGACCAAGUUCACAAAUGAAAAGAGGUUCCAAAACUGCAUCUGAGUGUCACCUGGCCUAUCACUGUCAUCUGAGUGUCACCUGGCCUAUCACUGUCAUCUGAGUGUCAUUGGGCCUAUCACUGUCAUCAGGAGCAACUCUUCCUGCUGGGCUCUGGGCAGGAGCCACUGUCACUUUUGUACACUUAGCUGGGCUGACAGCAGUGAGGGGCAGGUCUGCUCCCAGGAUGCUGCAGGAAUCCUCCCAGAAUUCCCCCUGCUUUCCAACUCCAACUAACUUUUCUCUGCCCUACAUCAUAUGUUGUAAAAAAGUAAAAAUAAAACUCCACUUAUAAUCUCC
Molecule: messenger RNA, 2980 nt
Organism: Mus musculus (house mouse)
Lineage: Eukaryota; Metazoa; Chordata; Mammalia; Rodentia; Muridae
Gene: Arl11
Product: ADP-ribosylation factor-like 11
Exons: 4
Coding region: 1786-2316 (176 amino acids)
Molecular function (GO): GTP binding; GTPase activity
Source: RefSeq, a predicted model, not a curated record